GUGGGGUUAAGGGUCAUGAGAAAGAUGGCGGCACCCAGGAGCCGUUGAGGCGUGCAGUACGGGAUGGCUCUGGUGGCCCUGGGUCGCGCGGGGCGGCGGCUGAAGUGGCCGGGCCCCGGGCGCGGGCACUGGACGCCGGCCGAACGCUCGCGGAGCCGGCGCGAGGCGGCAGAGGCCGAGGCGGACGCGCCCGUGGUCCAGUACGUGGGCGAGCGCGCCACCCGCGCGCACCGCGUCUUCGUGUGGGGCUUCAGCUUCUCGGGCGCGCUGGGCGUGCCCACCUUCGUGGUGCCGGGGGCCGGGCCCGAGCGCUCCGGCUCGCGGCCGCGCCGCAGGAUCCAGGCCGUGCCCUACCGCCUGGAGCUCGACCAGAAGAUUUCCUCUGCCGCCUGUGGCUACGGAUUCACACUGCUGGCCUCCAGAACCAAGGACAUCACGAAAGUUUGGGGCAUGGGGCUCAACAAAGACUCUCAGCUUGGAUUUCACAGGAGUCGGAAGGAUAAAGCCCGGGGCUAUGAGUACGUGCUGGAACCCUCACCAGUCUCCCUGCCUCUGGACCGGCCCCAGGAGACCCGGGUGCUGCAGGUGGCCUGUGGCCGUGCGCAUUCACUCAUCUUGACAGACAGCGAAGGAGUCUUCAGCAUGGGCAACAAUGCCUACGGGCAGUGCGGGCGCAAGGUGGUGGAGGACGAGGUGUACAGCGAGAGCCACAGAGUGCACAGGAUGCAGGACUUCGAUGGCCAGGUGGUCCAGGUCGCCUGCGGGCAGGAUCACAGCCUUUUCCUCACUGAGCAGGGUGAAGUCUAUUCUUGUGGCUGGGGUGCCGAUGGGCAGACAGGUCUGGGUCACUACAACAUCACCAGCACACCCACCAAGCUGGGCGGAGACCUUGCUGGAGUGGAAGUUGUCCAGGUUGCCACCUAUGGUGACUGCUGCCUGGCUGUGUCAGCUGAUGGGGCCGUGUUUGGGUGGGGAAACUCUGAGUACCUGCAGCUGGCAUCUGUGACAGACUCCACACAGGUCAACGUCCCCCGGAGCCUGCCCUUCUCAGCAGUGGGAAAGGUGAAGCAGGUAGCCUGUGGCGGCACAGGCUGCGCUGUGCUCAACGGAGAAGGCCGUGUUUUCGUUUGGGGCUAUGGAAUUCUUGGGAAAGGCCCCCGCCUUGUGGAAACUGCUCUCCCAGAGAUGAUUCCCCCCACGCUCUUUGGCCUAACAGAGUUCAGCCCAGAUGUCCAGGUUUCCCGCAUUCGAUGUGGACUCAGCCACUUUGCUGCCCUGACCAACAAAGGUGAGCUGUUUGUGUGGGGCAAGAACAUCCGUGGCUGCCUGGGGAUUGGCCACCUAGAAGACCAGUAUUUCCCGUGGCGGGUGACGAUGCCCGGUGAGCCUGUGGAUGUUGCGUGCGGCGUGGACCACAUGGUGACCCUGGCAAGGUCGUUCAUCUGAGUCCCAUUCUCGGCCAGCUCAAGGCUCUGCAGCAGGGACGUGGCACAGUGUUGUGCUUGAGUGGCCCUGUGUGCUCAGUGUCCGAUGCUCUUGGCAGGUGCCUGUGCGGAGUCCUGGGGCUGAGGCCCCUCCUCCCGCCUGCAUAGGAUGGCUGCCCGCGGCAGCCCUAGCCCUGAGGAGCUCGGGCCAGUGGGCCGUAGGGCAAGGACAUCAGGAUGUUCUGCCCUGUCCAGCAGCACGUCAGGUCACGUCCCCCAGUCUCUUGGCCACAGGAUGAGACCAUGUCACACAGGCUCGGGAGGACAUCCAUUCCCUGCCAUAGCACACUUGGUGUGUGCCCUGCCAGGCUCUGUGUGUACCUCGGGCUGAGCACUGCACGUCAUGAGCUAGGCUGGCCUAAGGUGGGCCUUCAUCCUUGCCCUACUCAAUGCUGGCGCUGGUUGUUGCCACACUGCGGGCUCCCUUGGUGACUGUGCAGCCAGAAGUUGUGACCUAAUGACCGUCCACUGCCAGCCUGGGAGGCUGAGAACCUUUCGAGGAGGACACUCGAUCCACAGAGGCCUGCCUAGAGCACUGUGAAAGCAGUGGCAUCAGGAGUGGACCUUCUCUUUUUCUUCACAAACAGCUUUUAAAAAUCUCUUGGAAUAAAGUCUUAUUUUGUACUGGUUUAAAAACUGAAUUAAAAAAAAAAAGGAAAACUGAA
Molecule: messenger RNA, 2149 nt
Organism: Octodon degus (degu)
Lineage: Eukaryota; Metazoa; Chordata; Mammalia; Rodentia; Octodontidae
Gene: Rcc1l
Product: RCC1 like
Exons: 11
Coding region: 64-1446 (460 amino acids)
Source: RefSeq, a predicted model, not a curated record